AUGGAAACAAUUUAGCCGGUCCGAUGAAGUAGACCAAGAUCUAUCUUCCAAUGCGUUUUUAUCCCAAAGCCGACCAACGGCGCAUGAGCCUCUCGCACCCAGCUAUCCGCCACUCGCGCUUUGCAGUUCUCAGGGCCGCCGCCAUCAACGGCCUCCUCCUUAGCUUACUCUUUCUGUCAUUGUUUUCCUAUAUAUUCGGGUCUCUUUACCAGGAAAACGGGCAUUUUCACAACCUGAACGUGGUUUUCGUCGACUAUGAUGGUGGUGUAGUCAGUACCGCGGUCCGCCAGGCGUACCAAGAGUUGCAAGGGAAUAGCUUCCCGACCUUGAUUGAGCACUCAGCAUCCCAAUACGGCCAACCUGCCGCUCUGCAGUCUGCAGUGUGCGAUAUUGAUUACUGGGGAGCGCUAUAUGUCUCCCAGAACGCCUCCAGCCGCUUAUCCGAGGCUCUGGGCGGCGGCGAGGCUGCGUCAUUGUACAAUCGCAGCGAUGCUCUGACUUUUGUCUGGAAUGAAGCCCGAUAUUCGACGGUCAUUGAUUCCCUUGCGAAUGCUAUGAACACGUUAUCAUCCACUGCAGAGGCUGUGUACACGCGUAUUAAUGGCACGGGCUCAGUUGCGCUUCUGAACGCCAGCGAUCCCACCGCAAUUUCAAUUUUUGCCAAUCCCUGGGAGCUAGCCUCCAUCGAUAUUCAGUCAACCGUCCAGGGAUCACGUCUGAUCUAUAAUACCUUGGUUAUUAUCCUAAUUUUGAUCCAAGAAUUCUUCUUUCUGGGCACCAUCAAUGGUCUCUAUGCUCAAUUCCAACUCUUCGGGCGUAUCUCAGCAAGACGCAUAAUUGUUUUCCGCCUGCUGAUUUCGGCGUUGUACACGCUGGCUGGCUCCUUAUGCACAGCUGGAGCUAUUUGGGCAUUCCGGGCUGGGUGGCAUGUGAGCGGAAAGCAAUGGGCUUUGACAUGGCUUAUUCUGUGGCUCUUUGCUCAUCUCAAUUUUCUUACCUUGGACGUCUUCACGGUCUGGCUACCUCCUCCCUACGUCCCGAUGGCCCUUAUCUCGUGGGUGAUUCUCAAUGUCACUUCGAUCUUACUACCGUUCGAGCUAUCACCAGCGUUCUACCGUUGGGGUUAUGCCCUCCCUGCACAUGCAGUGUUUCAGGUUCUCAUCGAUAUUUGGUCUGGCGGCUGUAAUCCGCAAUUAGGGUAUGCGCUACCUGUUCUAUUUGCCUAUGAGCUAUCCAGCGGGGUUUUAAGUGGAAUUGGUGUCUAUCGACGGUCUCACUAUGCUGUCAUUGCAGUAGAGCGUGAGGAAAAGGCUUUUCAAGAGAAAAUUGCGGCAGCGCUGGAAGAUCACAUGCAGGAAGCAGCAUCAGAGCCGGAAGAAAAGACAACAGUUGGCAAUUCGCAUGAAGGUCGUGAUGAAAUUGGGGAAGAGAUCGGGCGCACAAACACUGCACAGAGAGUGCGGAGGCUUGACACCAUCUCAGGCAGAGAAGACCUCGCUGACAGAAUCUGGCGGGCGACCUCUGGGCUGAGCUCUGAGCAGACAGAUUUGAUCAGAAAGGAUACUCUUGGACCCUCAUUUGAUUUAUCCUACAAAGCGUGAGAGGUGUGCCAAUCAUGGGCUGUUUCUGAAUCGUGGAGGCGUUUUUAUUGUACCUAAUUAGCUACAUCAGAAAAUACUACUCAUGGGCAAGAUAGAAC
This is a messenger RNA of Aspergillus ochraceoroseus IBT 24754, 1699 nucleotides long. RefSeq names its product SNG1 family protein. NCBI's taxonomy places the organism in Eukaryota, Fungi, Ascomycota, Eurotiomycetes, Eurotiales, Aspergillaceae. The transcript has a single exon. Bases 51 to 1601 code for a protein of 516 amino acids. The record is from RefSeq and is a predicted model, not a curated record. Gene Ontology annotation, cellular component: membrane.